AGAGGUGAGAGCGGCAGGCACUGGCAUUCCAGCCUGGGCUGCGGCCUGCCGGCAGCCGGAGACCUCGCCUGGCUCUCGGAAGUGCAGUCCCACCUUCAGGACCAAGCGGGAAGCACCUGGAAUGAAAGGGUUGCCCUGCCCCGGCCUGUGCCCUGCCCACUUCUGGCUGCUGGGGUCCUCCUUCAUGGCUGAGGGCUCGGGGGCUCGGGCCCUGGGGAAAGGGCCCUCUCUCAGCAUCCAGCUCCUGCGGGCCCAGUACGAAGACCUGAGGCAGCAGCAGAGGGCCCAGGCGCACUGCGUGCUGCUCCCCAAAGGAGGGAACACGCCUGCUCCUGCCGAAUCCAUGGUCAGUGCUGUUUGGAUUAACAAGGAGAGGAGGCACUCACUGUCCCAGGACAAGGGGGACCCCGAGGCAGCGGCGACGCUGGAGGAGGCCGACGGUGGCUCUCUGCAGGUCCCCAGGUCUCCGUGGCACACGCACCUACAGAUGCACUGCUCGGUCCAAACCUUCCACCAGGACGCCAGCCAUGAAGGAAAACACCAAGGCCUGCUCCCGGGGGCUGAGCAAAGGCUUCCUCCGGAAAGAGACUCGGGCUUGUUGGCAAACAGGCCGGGGACCCCGCAGGAGGCCACGACCCCAGAGGCAGCCCAGCAUGAACAUGGAGUGGACACUCCCCAGGCACAGACCGCGGCCUGCGGCCUACACAAUGGCCUUCCGUGUCCUUCUCCCACAAAAAUCCCACAACGGCCUGGGAAACCGGCGCACUACCCCUUCCCCCAGAGGAAAGCUCCCCGGAUCUCCCAAGCUGCCCGGAACCUGGGCUUGUACGGCCCACCCUGAAGCUCUCUCCUCAGCCCGAUGCCCCAGCCUGGAGGCCAGCUCUGGUCUCAUCACAGAACCCAGAGGCAGAGCCACAAGGAGGACCCCUCGCUGUGAGCAGAGCUGGGCUAACUCACUGGUAGGGAUUGUGGGAAAUGAGCCUCGCAGUGGGCACGUGGUCUUGUCCUUCAAAAAAGAAGAGCUUGUCCAGAGCAGGUUGCUCCCAGUUCAGGAGGGAAGGGCGCUGUCCGGUCCGUGCAGCCCGCUCCGCUCACACAGAAGACAUUGCUUCAUUGCCAGGGAGCCCAGAGGCCCAUUCCUCGGGGAGGUCCAGGAGGACACCCGC
This is a messenger RNA of Eptesicus fuscus (big brown bat), 1166 nucleotides long. RefSeq names its product chromosome 15 C9orf152 homolog (gene C15H9orf152). Bases 122 to 841 code for a protein of 239 amino acids. The record is from RefSeq and is a predicted model, not a curated record. NCBI's taxonomy places the organism in Eukaryota, Metazoa, Chordata, Mammalia, Chiroptera, Vespertilionidae. The transcript is spliced from 3 exons.